Molecule: messenger RNA, 2768 nt
Organism: Rhea pennata
Lineage: Eukaryota; Metazoa; Chordata; Aves; Rheiformes; Rheidae
Gene: SRP9
Product: signal recognition particle 9
Exons: 3
Coding region: 53-313 (86 amino acids)
Biological process (GO): negative regulation of translational elongation; SRP-dependent cotranslational protein targeting to membrane
Cellular component (GO): signal recognition particle, endoplasmic reticulum targeting
Molecular function (GO): 7S RNA binding
Source: RefSeq, a predicted model, not a curated record
CAUCUUGCCGCUGGUCGCGGGGAGCUGAGCGGGUAGCGGUACCGGCUGCGCCAUGCCGCACUACCAGACCUGGGAGGAGUUCACGCGCGCCGCCGAGAAGCUCUACCUCGCCGACCCCAUGAAGGUGCGAGUUGUUCUCAAAUAUCGUCACUGUGAUGGGAACCUCUGUAUCAAAGUAACGGAUGAUGUAGCCUGUUUGCUGUAUAGAACAGACCAGGCUCAAGAUGUAAAGAAGAUUGAGAAAUUCCACAGUCAGCUAAUGCGACUCAUGGUGGCUAAGGAAUCCCGCAGUGCUGCCAUGGAAACAGACUGAAUUGCUGAAAAUGAGUGCUCCGGUCAUAUUUCACUGGAAGAAAAUAUCACUUGGAUUUGAGCAAAUACUGGGACAGGAGAUGCUUUUAUGUACCAAAGUGGACUGAUGAAAAGCCUGAAACUAUUUUCCCCCAGACUCCACUUUGGAAAACCAGGAAAAUAAAUGCUUUCAAUUGAAAGCUUAUAUUUAUUUUUGGAAACUGAACAAGAAACUAUUCUUACACAUUAAAUAUGCUAAGAAGACAUGUAAAUCUUUCUAAAUAUAUAGUACGUUAUUCUUUGAUAGGCAGCAAGCAUAUUUCUGAAAGUUAUGAUAUGGUUUCAUAUAGAUUACAUUGUGUUCAUAUCUUGUGCUGGUGUAUUCUCACAAUGAGAAUGUUUAUUAACCUGACUAAUACUGUAGAAUGAUGACUGGAUCUUAUAAACAUAUGCAUAAAUGAUAUAUGUCGAUGAGUUUUAGGAGAACAGUUUUCUGAACUAAGAUGUUAAAAUUGCAAUAUAUAUUAGCGCUGUCACUAGCAAGAUUUUAGCUUUUAGUAUUGAUCGUAAGCUGUGCAACAUGAUCUGUGAUACAGUUUGUAGAACUGUUAUGUUGGCUAAAUAAUUAAACUUCUGUAUUUGAAACAGUAAGUAAAACCUUUAUUGAAUAUUGCUAGAUAUCAUAUGGGAAGCUGGGAGUUUCUUUUCUGCCUAACCAAAUAUUGAUAUUUAAAAUGUGUUUUUUAAAUCUAGUAGUGAACUACUUUAUGCUAGCAGCAGGGACCUUUUCCAUCCUAGCCUCAGGCAGAGUUGAAGUAUAUCAGCAAGGCAAAUUCUAGAAGCUGUCACCGAUUAUGUUAGUUAAAAAAGACAACCAAACACUAUCCAGACUCUCUGUUUUAGUAGCUUUCUAACUGUGCAUUUUCAAACAUUGUCUGGUGGAUGGAUGUCGGCCAACUAAAUGAAUGAAUGAAAACCAGCUUAAUAAAUACUUAAAUACCAGUGUCAAAAAUAGACCAGUCCUCAUGUGGCUUAGAUUUGUUUCUCAUUGUUACCUCUGGUAGGUUGAUGGUAACUUUAAUUGUAUUUUACAAAAGCUUUUGCUUGAAAAGCCAGUAUUGAAAUUGAUACUUGCUUUGACUAGAUCUUGCAUACCUAAAAACAGAUGGGUUUUAUAUGUAACUAUGCCAUUGGUAUAACCAAGCUUUUUCUGGAUUAAUAUUUUGGCUUUAACCAAACCAUGAAAGUGAAGAGAGAGCCAUACAAAGACUUGUCUGUAAUGGCAUUUAAAUAUAACAAAACAAUCUACUUAAAAUAGCCACCUACUGUCACUUACGUAAAAAUAAUUGAUCUACUGAAAAGCAGUGGAAUUCUGACACUUGCCAAGGAUUCGAAACAAAAUCCAGACUUGAAUAUUGCGUUAGAUUACCCUUUCAGCUGAACAUACAAUGUUGCAUAUUGUUGAAGAAUACUUCAGUGCUAGACUGUUGUUGGCUACUCAGUUUGUAGUCUGCAGGAGUGACAGAUAGAUGUGGAACACUUUCUUGAUUAAUUGAUUUUUCUUUUUGAAAUACGAAUAACUGAAAUCCACAAAGAAGGUUAAAUUUUGUUCAUAGCUAAUCUUUAUUAGGGAUAUCAUGAUACCAUGAGAACUUUCUUUGAUAGGUCAAAUCAUUGUUAUAUUUGUAACAUACCAUGCUAACUAUUUAAACAAUUUUUAUCUAAAGCAGUAUUCUGCAAUAAAUGAUUGUUACACAGAAGUCUUACAUGGGUUGUAGCAAACAAGUGGAGCUUUAAGCUGUUUGGUUAGCAGGCAUAAAGGCUGCAGCUAUUAUGGUGUAAUCUUGGACAUCUCUUCUAACUUAGUUUAGUGUAUAGAAUCUUGUGUCAGCUAAGUUACAGAUGGCAUGACUAGUAUUUGGUCAUGCAGGGAAGAAUAAAAAUAGAAUUGUAGAUGGACUUGAUGUACCAAGUGGCCAAAAUACUUGAUUUAGAGGCAGGCACUCUUGUACAAUGUGUGGGGGAAAUAAUGGUACUGUAUUGCUGUAUUGGAGUAGUGGUUAUCAAGGAAAAGGUGGAGGGUAGAUUUCUAGUGCUCUGAAUUCAGAAACUAUUUCUGUAAAACUGUAAGGAAAUAUUAGUGCUAUCUUGGGAGUAUAUGUUGUUAAGCCUGGCCUCCACAUGCCUGCAGAAAAAUGAGGGCAAUACGGUGCAGUCAUAAUGCACAAGAUCAUUGAUAAAGUGUUGAUAAAUUAAACUUUUGGAUAUUGUAGGCCUUUUAAGAAGAGAAGACAGAAGCUUCUUGACUUUAUUUUGGAGUCUUCAGCCACUUUGAUAUUUACUUUGUGUGUGAGGGGGAAGCAGAAACCUUAUGAACUCAUAAAGCUCUGCUUUUCCUAGUGUAUGCCUUUGUUGAGAGUAUGCACGUGUGUAUAUGUACACUGGUCACUGUUCCUUAAUAAACUUCUAGUCAAUGA